AGGCUUUAGUAAUGCUUAGGCUACUGUAAGAAGCAGCACCUCACACAGGACAGCGUAAGAUUGUUUUGCCUCUUGAUUGCUUUCCAAAGACGGACCUGAGUUUCCACUGGGAGAAUGGAAUACUGGUGGAGCUUGUUGAAUGUUAUUUUUUUCUUGGAACUUACUCGGGUACCAUUGUGCUAUUGCCUGGUGCGACAAAAGCUGCCAGUUUUAUGGAUUAUGCCACUGAGCGUAGCAUCGGGGAAAGGCAACAUUACUGCUGAGGUUCUUCCUGCUGUUGAGCUGGCACUGCAUCAUUUGAGUGAACAGUCAUCUAAUUUAGCCAACUACGAGCUUCAGUUUCAGCUCACAGACUCAGAGUGUGAUAACAGCAAAACACUCAAAGCUUUCUUUGACACUAUAUUCAGUGGCCCAAAACCUCUGAUGAUAUUUGGAGGUGUUUGUUCAUCCGUGACAUCAGUCCUGGCUCAAUCAUUGGAGAGUUGGAACCUCGUGCAGCUGUCAUUUGCAGUAACGACGCCUUCAUUGGCCAACAAGAAAAGAUUUCCAAACUUCUUCCGUACUGUGCCAUCAGACCGUGCGGUUAAUGUGGCAUUGGUGAGAUUUCUCAGGCAGUAUGGAUGGAGUAGAGUUGGAACUUUGACUCAGCGUGAGCACAGUUUUACAGAGGUACAGACAGAUUUGAGCAGACAUCUGGAGGAGGCAAACAUCCAACUUGCAGAAGCAGAGAGUUUUUCUGAUGCACCCUGCAAUUGUGUGAAAAAACUGAAGGACAAUGAUGUGAGAAUAGUCAUUGGUCAUUUUGAUCAGAGUUUAGCCACUAAAGUCUUCUGCUGUAUAUAUAAUCUCAGGAUGUAUGGGCAGAAAUACCAGUGGAUUCUGCCUGAGUGGGUUCAGUCGAGCUGGUGGACUGAGAGCGACUCCACUAACUGCACAUCUGAAAAUAUACUGACUGCGAUAGAGGGAUCCAUCAGUGCUGAUAUUGAGUCUCUCAGCUCCAGUCACAUCCGAGGGAUCUCUGGUAGGACACCUCAAGAGUAUGAGAAAGAGUACAAUGAAAGGCGACAGAUGAAGCAACUGGGGGCAAGCAAGUUUCACGGCUUUGCUUAUGAUGGUACAUGGGUUAUUGCCAAAGCUUUAACGAGGGUCAUGGAGACUGUGAAGUACAGAGAGAGAUACAGCGUCCAUCGCAACUUCACUCUCACUGACCAAGAAGUGGGUCAGAUGAUUCUGGAGGCCAUGGACAAGAUCAACUUCUUCGGUGUAACAGGACACGUUACGUUUCAAAAAGGUGAAAGAGUGGCCAAUGUGAAGUUUGCCCAGUAUCAAGAUGGAAAGGCUGUUGAUAUUGAAAAAUACAGUGCCAUUACAGAUGAGCUGGAGUUCAUCAGUCCAAUCAGAUUUCACAAAGAUAAACCCACAAAGGACCGAACCCACGUGUAUCCUCACAGGAAACGCAUCAGCAUAUUGCUCUAUGCUAUUGUGGCGUUUUUGACUUUCUUAGGAAUUUUUACAGCUUGCAUUUUCCUAGUGUUCAGUCUAAAACACCGCAGUCAUUGGGCUAUUAGCAUGUCAAGACCUUUGAUGAACUCCUUGAUUAUUCUUGGCGCUGUGCUGUCUUAUUCCUCCAUUUUCUUUAUGGGACUGGAUGGCUCAUAUGUUUCCGACAGAGUAUUUGAAGUUUCUUGCACUGUGCAGAUAUCAUGUCUAUCUAUUGGAUGUACCACAGCUUUUGGGGCAAUGUUUGCUAAAAUAUGGCAGAUUCAUUUAUUCUUUAAAAACCACAGCAUUGAUAAAAAGAACACAAAGAAUUAUGGGCCGGAUCUCCUGGUUGUGUUGCUUUUUUUGAUUGACCUAAGUCUAAUAAUUAGUUUGCAAAUAUUGGAUCCUUUUAGGAGAACAGUGAAGGAGUAUCGUAUACAGCCUCAUCCUCACGGCCAGGAUUUUUUCAUUCAGCCCUUCUCAGAGCGAUGUGAAAACACUCAUGGGCUUUUCUGGAUGGUUGCAUUCUAUAUUUAUAAGGGGACAUUGCUUCUCAGCACCUGUUUCCUGGCCUGGAGCACACGACACAUGAACAUCCCUGCCGUAAACGACAGCAGGAGUAUCCGGUUCAGUGUGUUUGUGUCAGUGCCUGUCAUUCUGAUUGGUACUUGUGCAUCAAUGUUCUGGCAGCAUCAACCAAACGUGCAGUUCUGCAUUGUGACCCUUGUGAUCAUCACAUGCUGCUGCUGCACUCUGUGUAUGGUGUUCGUUCCAAAGAUUAUCAUCAUAAGGAUGGGUCCUGAUCCUGCCUUCUUGUCAAGGAGGUUCCACCUCACACAGUGGCAUAGCGAACUAGAAAAGGAGACUAAACAAAACAAAGACAAGAGGAGCAUGGUGGAGCAGAGCGAUCCUGGAGUAUCUGUUUUUAUGAUUGAUGCGACAUUGAGCAUCUCGUCCAGCCUGAGAAUUCAUCAAUCAGAAAACCUUCACCUCAGACGACACAUUAAUUACCUGGAUUCUGAACUGGAGAAUCUGACCAGGCAACUCAAUCUAAAUGAAACGAGUGCUCGUGCGACAGAGAAAGUCAUCGUCACAGGUUUUGUGCACAAAACAGCCAAGGAUAAAUGCCUGACUCUCCCUGAACGCUCCAGAUGUGACAGGAUUCUGCAUCAGGACAUCAACUCCCCUGAACAUGUUCGGCGCAGGCUCUCUCUGCAGUUGCCCAUUCUGCAUCAUGCCUACCUGCCCUCUGUCGGAGGAGUGAUGGAUGACUCCAGUCCCCUGUACAGCCCCCUGCAAACACCCACAACUGGGUCAUAUGGACUGCUGCUGACAGGACUGUGAUUUACUACACUCAGCAGGUUCACAAAGAAACUCAAGUAAAAUACAUAUACCCAUGCAUUUAAAUGUCCACUACAGAUAAGAAAUUGGGUUCGGUGGGACUUUUUAAUUUCGUUUCUGCUCACCAAGGUGUUCAAAGAUGAAAUAAAAUGAAUAAUUUUGUGAUACAUUUUUAAUUUUGUGAUUAACAUCUAUU
Messenger RNA from Danio aesculapii, 3019 nucleotides. Its product is annotated as gamma-aminobutyric acid type B receptor subunit 2. Gene Ontology annotation, molecular function: G protein-coupled GABA receptor activity. Gene Ontology annotation, biological process: G protein-coupled receptor signaling pathway; gamma-aminobutyric acid signaling pathway. NCBI's taxonomy places the organism in Eukaryota, Metazoa, Chordata, Actinopteri, Cypriniformes, Danionidae. The record is from RefSeq and is a predicted model, not a curated record. Gene Ontology annotation, cellular component: G protein-coupled receptor heterodimeric complex; membrane. Bases 115 to 2826 code for a protein of 903 amino acids. The transcript has 19 exons.